Molecule: messenger RNA, 944 nt
Organism: Leguminivora glycinivorella
Lineage: Eukaryota; Metazoa; Arthropoda; Insecta; Lepidoptera; Tortricidae
Product: histidine-rich protein PFHRP-II-like
Exons: 4
Coding region: 34-825 (263 amino acids)
Cellular component (GO): extracellular matrix
Source: RefSeq, a predicted model, not a curated record
UUCCACCGCGGAAGUGAAAGAAGAAGGAUCGAAAUGUUCGCUAAAGCCUUAAUCCUUGCCUUUGCCGUUGGGGCAUCCUACUGUCAGGAGCAUCACUAUGCUCUCAAAACAUUAGUGCGCCACGAACAACCUAAGGAAUACAUUCAUCACCAGGCGCCAGAGCAUUCGAUCCACAAGGAACCAGCCCCCAUCUACGAAGUGCAAUACCAAACUGUUCCCGAGAGCCAGGAACAGGAAGCGCCAGCGCAAGCUAUUCAUCACCAACCUGCUGCCGAUCAUGAAAUCCAGUUGACCAGUGCCAAGGAAGCCGAACCUACCUACGUUUACGUACAGCAGGAAAAGAAGCCUGUCCAUUUCCAUCAUGGAAUUUCUCUCCAAUCGCUAUACAAGCAAGCUGCCGCUGCUCAAAAAGCACCUGCCACUCAUAAAUAUUAUGCCCAUCAUGAGCCGUCCCACUACGAGUCGCACUACAACCACGAAGCCCUAAGCCACCACCACGCUGCCCAGCACCAUGCUCCUGAGCAUCACGCCGCAUCCCACCACGCAGGCCAUUCCGAGGAAUCCCACGAAGAGCCCAUCGACUAUUACGCGCACCCUAAGUACCAGUACGAGUACAAAGUGGAGGACCCGCACACCGGAGACAGCAAGUUUCAGCACGAAGUUCGCGACGGAGAUGUCGUGAAGGGCGUGUACAGCUUCCAGGAGGCCGAUGGCUCCAUCAGGACUGUGGAAUACACUUCCGACAAGCAUAACGGAUUCAACGCGGUUGUGAAGCACACGGCGCCAAGUCAUCAUGGUCACACCAAGCAACAUCAUGAGAACUAAGUCUUAAGCUGUUUUACUGUUUGUUGUUACAUGUGUAAUUAUAAAUUAAUUUAUUCAUCUUUAUUUACUUCUCUACUAAGGUUUUCCUAUUAAUAAACUUAAGAGACGCUAAACUUCAA